Molecule: messenger RNA, 3184 nt
Organism: Gadus morhua (Atlantic cod)
Lineage: Eukaryota; Metazoa; Chordata; Actinopteri; Gadiformes; Gadidae
Product: potassium voltage-gated channel subfamily KQT member 2-like
Exons: 3
Coding region: 1515-2777 (420 amino acids)
Biological process (GO): potassium ion transmembrane transport
Cellular component (GO): voltage-gated potassium channel complex; membrane
Molecular function (GO): voltage-gated potassium channel activity
Source: RefSeq, a predicted model, not a curated record
GUUCUGUCCUGACUCCCUUCACAGCCAGGGCCGGAUCUACCAUUAGGGCACACGGCACUGUGCCCAGGGGCCCCAACCAUUCCCAGCCAGUGGGGGGGCACCACACGAAAGAAACUUUUUUUUAAUUUAUUUUUUUUAUGAAUGUUUGUUCUCUUAAAAUAGUUAUACAUGGUAUUAUUAAAUAGGGUAUUCAUUUAAAAUUCAUUAUUCAAACGAAUGUCAUAAGAACAGCAAUAUAAUGAUUCUGAACAAUAUAGUGGCCUAAUGUGACAGUUAACCCCCCUCCCAUAACCUGUCAAUUGAGCCAGUCCACCUAUGGUGAAAAAAAAAAAAACGCGGUAGAGAUGAAAAAUUGAUGAAAAAUUGACAGUCACAGACAUGAUGAGACAUCAACUGAGUGGUUUCGCUUUUUUCCUGAUUUUUUUCGGGGAGGGGGGGGGGCCUUCAGACAUUUGUACCCAGGGGCCUAUGAUUUGUUAAUCCGGCCCUGUUCACAGCUUCCUCCAGUGGUAGGGAACAGUCGCGCUUGUCUGUCCCAAUGCACUGGGCCUUCACAGCUUCCCCCAGCACUCCGUCUAGGGCAACACAGCGCUGGGGUCUUUGCUAACAUGCGAGUACUGCUUCAUACGUGGGUUGAGGAGGAGAGGUUCUGCAACAUCAACACCGUUUGAAAAGAAUCCCUGGAGAGGUCAGACGAUGGCGAUGGCGGUCAGUGGGUCCAACUCGCCAGGGUCUUCUGCGCAAACGGUGUUGUUGUUGCGUGCCACCAUGUUCAAACAACAAGUGCAUUUAGCAGUACUCAGUCAGAGAGUAGCAGAGUGGGACGGUUCUCCUAUAACAGCCGGACACAAUGUGUUCAGGACAAAUGUUUUGCAUUCUUAUGUAUCUAAACCAACGAAGAUUUCAGCCAAACAUUUAAAUUUAAGUCCAAAGUCAGCACCAAACACAAGGUAUUGCAAUUGCUGUUUUCAGAUUGGACAAAUGUGUGUGGUAAGAGAUGUAACACAUGCUAUGUACAGCGGUUAUAGUAUUGUAGUACGGUAUUAGGCCAGACAUCAGCCGUCCCUUCUGAUUGGAUAUUAUACUUGGUCUUUAACCAUUAAGAUCCACUGAUUGACACAACCAUGUGCUAUUGCUAACCAUAUGCAUAUGCUAACCAUUGUCUUUCUUAUCGCCGCGGGAUACACACAUGUUGCCGCGCAUCAUCCUACCGCCUCUUUCAAAUGUCAAAUGUCAUGUGUUGUAUUCAAAUUAAUUGUAAUGUUUAACUUUUAUAAUAAGACUACCUUAUAACCCUAUACUCCAGCUAUGUCUUUCUUUCUUAACGUUCCGGAAAAACUCCAUUGUUUACUCAACGGACAUCGUCGAAUGCCUAACUUAAAAACGGACAGACUAACGUCAUAUAUUCCAGUAUAUUAAGCGUGUACAUCCGUGCGGCAUAUAGAUAAUCGCUUCAUUCACAGAGCGCAUUACAACACCACCGGCCUUUCCAUCUGUCCUGUCUGUAUGUAUGUAUGUAUGUUUGGAAUAUUUCGAAGCUGAAGUCCCAUGUUUGGAAUAUACCUGAAGCUUCUUUCCCAUGUUGUGUCCACGAUGUUCUUGCUCCAUUUGGCAUUGCACUCACAUGGUCUGUUCGUGUCCUCGCCAGGAUAGACUUGAUUGUGGGGCCGCCUGCCCCAUCUACACCUCGACAUAAGAAGUCCGCAGACGGCCCUAGAGUGGACCAGAUAGUGGGCAAGAGCAUGAAGGACGGAGACACCACUGAGGACGGCAGCAUGAUGGGGCGCCUGGGGAGGGUGGAGAAACAGGUGUGCUGCAUGGACCGCAAACUGGACUUCCUGGUGCACGCGUACGUGCAGCGCAUGGGCAUCCCCCGCUCAGAGACGGAGGCCUUCUUCAGCUCCAAGGAGCCCUACCCAGCACCCCCCUACCACAGCCCCGAGGCAAGGGACAAGGGCGAGCAGGAGCAGGAGAACAAGAAGAAGGAGGAGGAGGAGCAGCAGAAGGCGGAGGAGGAGGAGGAAGAGGAGGUGAGGGCUGAAAAGGAGCUGAAGGUCUACUCGGCGGUGGAGGUGAUGUGCUCGGAGGGCUCGGUGGAGCGGAGGGACACCCCGCUGGGGGGCCAGUCCGCCAACGGCUCCCUGGGGACCCCCUCCAUCAGCCACCGGCCCACCACCUCCUGGCAGCACCAGCUGCAGCACCCGCUGGCCCAGCCCGCCUGGGGCAGCAGCAUGGCCAACACCCCCUCGCCCGUAGGGGGCAGCGGGGAGCAGUCCCCCACGCUGUACCGCCUGCCGCCUCCGCCCGCCUCAACCCACGACCGCUCCGUCUCCAGCGCCCACACGGCGGGGGCUGGCGGCGGCGGCGGGGGGCGGGAGAGCGGGAGGGAGAGCGGGCGUGACAGCGGCUCCCAGAGCAGGAGGCGCCACCGGCGGCCCCGGGGCCCGCAGGAGCAGCCGGUGGCGGUGGCGGAGAGCGACACCUCGGUGUCCAUCCCCUCCGUGGACCACGAGGAGCUGGAGCGCUCCUUCAGCGGCUUCAGCAUCUCCCAGGCCAAGGAGGACUUCUUCGGGCCAUCCUUCUACGCCAGCCCCGGCGGCGGCGGGCGAGGGCGAGGCCGAGGACGGGACGCCGGGGGGGCGACGCGAUGCGCCAAGGUCCGGCCCUUCCUGGCAGAGGGCGAGUCGGACACGGACUCUGAACUGUACGCCCCCUCGCCGCAGGCGUACACCCCAGACGGGGCCUACCUGGAGAGGGGCUGGCCUGGACACCACUAGGCCCCGGAGCUGGAGGACAGAGAGGGGCCCGACAUUGGUCCCGUCCCCGGUCCCGUCCCCAGGCGCGGAGGGGGAAGCCUGCCCGGGCCGUCGAGGCUGGCUGUACCGAGCGAUGGGUGUUGCCAAGAACAUAACCCUGUGGCCCAGGGGACGGCGUGAGGGACUGUCGCCGAGGAGACCGCCACAAUACCCCCCCAGACAAAAGGUGGUCCCGGUGCUGAGGAUUAAGUUAAGGUGGACAUUAAGACGGGGGUGUGACCAGGCUAAACGGAUGAUGAUUACAUCACGAUGGUAUCCAUGAUGAAACUCAGAUCGGGAUGAGGAUUAAGAUGGUGAUAUAAUUAGUGAUAACGUUGUAAAAGAUACAUUGAAGGGGGUGAUAUUUAAUUAAAAUCCUACGGAACAAG